Messenger RNA from Amoebophrya sp. A25, 3396 nucleotides. NCBI's taxonomy places the organism in Eukaryota, Dinophyceae, Syndiniales, Amoebophryaceae. The record is from the annotation of a GenBank genome assembly.
AUGAACAUGUUUCUUUUCAUGCUGUACCUCGCUCUGCCGAAGUUCCAUGACAAUGAGGCCUAUUUUUGGCUCUUUCUCUACUUCUUGCACCAAAAACGAUUACUGGAAAAGCCUGCAGGUUUAGCACAAGAAGGAUUAGCAGAAAAGCUCCGACAGAGGCUUACUCCGACAGAGGUCCUUACUCCGACAGAAGAUCUUCAUGGAGCGGUAUUAGUACAACAAGAAAGUAGUGCUAUUGGAGAAAAAUUGUGGGAUUCUGAGAAGACAAUGGAAAGUGACCGUAGACUUCUAGUAGGCGAGAAACUAGUUCAAGGUUCGUCAAAAUCGCCCUCAAGUCCAUCGACAACGCCCUCAACGUUGUCACCUGUAUCCUCACCGGCGUCUUUACCAGCGUCUUUACCAGGGUCACCAACAUCUUAUUUACCCGAUACUUUACGUUUAUCAUUGUCCUCGACGCUUCAAUGUUCCUCGCCAUCCUUUAGAUUGUCACCAAGAGCUGCUUCAACAGCACUUCUAUCACUGUCGCCAAGUAGAUCCUUGCCGUCGUCAAGAACUACUACAGUCACGAGGACAUCACCGCCACCAAGGGAAUCUCUUAUUUCAGCCGGACCUGGAUUACCACUAGAAGCCUCAACAAGGUCGCGAUCUCUUUCCGGAGAACAAGAUGGCAUGAAAAAUGACGUGAAAAAUGCUGUAGUCGAACUACUGCUGGAUCAGAAGUGGGUAGUAGAUUUAAACAAAUGCUGCGACAUGGUAGCGAUGGGCCUGUUUUCAUCUAUGGAAGAGACUACAGCCCCAAGACGCAUUUUCGGACUGGGCAUGCGUUACCUCUUUUCAGUUCCGGCGGAGUACGCAAGGAGGAUCUUCUAUUCGACAUUGGCCUUUGGAUUCGCUUUGAAGGGGGAUGGGAGACUUAUGGCAAGAGAAAACUGUCAGUCGUAGUCGUGGAAUUAUGUUUUUAUUUCUUUAGAAUUGAAUAGAGCCUGUUUUGUCCCGGACAACGCGGCCUGGCCGUAGAGCCGCGGACCUUUAACCUUGAACCUUAAAAGCAAGUAGGCUUUCUUUGUGGUAUCCUUUCCUUUUACCACGCCGCUCAAUGAAACGCAUGCGCUGCUGCUGUUUCGAUUUAUAAUCUGCGUCAAAUUUUAUACUAACAAAUAUACCUUCUAACUUACUAAAAGCUCCUGCGUUAGACUCCAGUUACAACAGUUAUCUCUCUGGAGGUAUUCCGAACGAUGAAAAGGAUCGAGGUGCCAUCUUCCGCAGAACGAUUCGACUCGCUGCGUCAGACUGGCUUAGUGACGAAGAACAACAUGUGAGCAUUUUGAUGGGUCGGAUCUUCUUCGGUACGUUUGCACAGUUGAUGCCCCACGAUCUGACUACACACUUGAUACUGUUAUGGGGAUUCACCUCAAGACAACACACUGUUUUCAUCGGAUCCUAUUCCAUUUGAUACAUGAUCUAAUACCCGACAAAGCACUGAGACAAGGAAGCUACGAACGCGUCUACGUGGUGGCGACGCUCGCUCUCUUCAAUCUACUCUACGAUUACUUUGUCAGUGCGGAAAACACAGAAGGAGGUACUUCAAACUAUGAUUCGAUACGAUUCAAUUGUUGAGUUGUAGUCGUAUUUAUCAAUGCGGAUCAUCGCUCAGGAGUUUUUUUUUAGUUAUGCUUGCCGUGUAAGACUUUCUCAUCGUGACUCACGAUGAAUCUAAAUAUUUUUCUCAGGUGGAUCAUCUAAUUUUCAGGCUCCUCUGACGCGCUACUGAUGCUUUUUCAUGACCCCUGGAAGAAAGCUCUGCAAUACGUCACCAUAGAGGAAUUUAUGGAAGCUUGACUGUACUAGAUGGAUUUUUUUUUACUACUCGUACACUGAUUCCUUUGAGAAAAGGGAAGAAUGAGUCGACAUUUAUCAAAACAGAUUUAUAGUUUUGACUCAAAAAACCCUAUCGAGAUCAUUCUUAGUUGAUACUCUACCGAGAAGAACUUCGUUCCUAUGCUUGUCAGGACUUGAUGCAUCAUCAUCAAGAUGAACUUUCAUAAUCUGGGUCACAGCUAUCGAAAGUGCGUGGACUCAGUUGGGCGGGGAAAGCUUCGGCAUCGAGCUAUUCCGAAGUCCACCUUUACUUGGUAUGGCAGGUUAAAAACAAGAUGUUGACGGUGUUGACUGGAGAGUUGUGGUCUCAUUAAAAGUUGUAAUUGGAGGUUCUACUACUAUGUGACUUCUAGGCCUGAACAACGACGCACAAAAAGUUGAUCGAUUCAUGAAAACUGCAAAUCAUAGAAUCAUAGGGACUACGUCUUUUCACAAGGAAGCGUGCUUCAAUCGUUUUCCUAGAAGUGCCGAAUUAGUUCCACUUUUGCUAGUCUCUGCUCUAAACGCUCAGCUGUUGGAGGCACGAAUCCGUAUGCGGCAGACGCUGCGACUGGGAUCGAUUUAUCACGCAUGCAGAUUCUGUAUGACGUAGAGCGCGGAGCUCGGGAAGAUGAGGUAAGGACUUAGCGAAACGAAAAGCUGGUAGUUUCAUCUGUAGUUUCUGUUUUCUAUCACUGAGAACUCGAUGAGGAGGUGUUAAUCAUCGUACUUGCACUUUGCGGGAAGCAUUUCUUCUAGGAUGCGCAUCACCCAGGCUUUCAUCACCUCUCUUCUAACACAAACGGAGGAAGUGAGCGGUCUUUUAAGCCGGUCCCGGUUCCCGAAGCUACUUCGAUCCAAUGGAUGGAACAGUUUUGUCAAUAGCAUUUUUUGAAUUUUCCUAGUAAAUGUGAUUUUCAUCGUCCUCUCUCGAAGAUGAACUACUUGAAGAAGAUGAUUUUCUUAGUACCUCCUAGAAUGAACAAUACUUUCGAUAUUAUGAAUCCUUGUCAUAGAUCUAUUUGCUUAAUAAAGAUUUGAUUUUCCUAGGUGUCAUUUUUGAUGAAUACUUUCAUUACCAGUUGUUGUCUGUUACCAUUGAGCAACAGGUUGUCCUUGUCGACUAGAGUCUCCAGAAGUGAAAUAUAUGUAUCAAGUAUAUCUUUUACUAUCUAGUAAUCUGAAUCUAGAUCAUCUGAAUCUAGUAGACCACUUUGCAACCGAUGAUUGAUUUUUUGUUCAUACCCGAUCGAACUUUCGACAUCAUAGGGAAAUGCUCGUUACUGUUGUCUGCAAUAGAACAUUUUAGCGAACAAACACAUGGAGCCAUUUAUUGCUGAAGAAUCCUACAUCGAGUCAUACUACUAGUGCCUGACUGAGUUUAUGCACAUUCACACAGCAAUCGACGGAGAUGAAAGACGGAGAAAUUUGAAUACUAUUCGACUGUGAUUGUUGUCGCAGAAGACUCCGUGCAUGUGUUGUUGUUCGACAGGCCUGCACUCAAUAUUCGAAGGUCUCGCAUAGAGACAAACACUCGAU